Messenger RNA from Mytilus californianus (California mussel), 6400 nucleotides. Its product is annotated as baculoviral IAP repeat-containing protein 3-like. Gene Ontology annotation, cellular component: nucleus; cytoplasm; spindle microtubule. Gene Ontology annotation, molecular function: ubiquitin protein ligase activity; cysteine-type endopeptidase inhibitor activity involved in apoptotic process. Gene Ontology annotation, biological process: regulation of cell cycle; positive regulation of protein ubiquitination; negative regulation of apoptotic process. The transcript has 5 exons. Lineage: Eukaryota; Metazoa; Mollusca; Bivalvia; Mytilida; Mytilidae. The record is from RefSeq and is a predicted model, not a curated record. The coding region runs from base 1940 to 2755 and encodes 271 amino acids.
AUUUUAAUAUAUUUUCUUUUAGGGAUAGCAAUACCUUUGAUGUUGAGGAUCUAAGUUGUUCUUAAAAAUACAGUCACCCAUAUGACAUUAUAUUUGAUUAAAAAAAACACCUGUGAAAUGAGAUAAUCUUUUCCCCGCGGUUUCCAUGUAUUCAAAGCAUUGCCAAAUAUUGACUCUAACAGUUUCUAAUUCACAUUAAUUUAUCUUAAAACGAUUUAACUAAAACACACUUUAACAAAAAUCCAAAUUAUUUACCAAAGAGAAGAUUAUGCAUAUAUGAUUAGAGUUUAGAUAGAUAAAACUUGAAUUAAAUAUCUAAAUCUUCUAAAUUACGCUUUAAUUUUCCAAACUACAAUUUUGGAUAAACCUUGAAUGUUUUAUUUAGGUGGACAUAAUUUUGCCUUCGAGAUAAAAUACAAUUUUUGACUUUUUUUUUCGUUAUACGGUAUUAAAACUGAUUUCGCAUUUUUUAUUUAGUUUUAAUUAUUUACGUUUUGUGCUGAUGUUACAUAAAAUUAAAACAUUUCCUGUAGAUUCCCACAUACAUUUUACAAUUUCUUAGUUACCUCCCCUUUAUCAUGUUUAUACCCGAAGUUAAAAAGUAUUAGAAUGAGCAAAAAUAUUUUAUCUUUCUAACAUAUUAGUAAUUAUAAGAUAAAAACACACACUUUUGGUCAUGUAAGUGAAAAUUAUUAUUUAAUUUAGUAAAUUCCUGCAUCGUUUGAUGACUUGGUUGAAAAUCUAGACCUAAUAUACUAUUUUACAAUCCAAGAUGGUAAAAGACUCCCAUACCACCUUAAAAUGUAGUUUAUAUCAUGAUGUUGCAAAAAAUAAAUUUAAAAUGUUAUUGCAAGACAUUGGUUUGAAAUUCUACAGUAGAAAAUAAGCAUCGACAUUUGUAGCUCCUAUAUUUUAUAGCUGUGUGAAAAAAAAAAAAUCAUAUUUUCAUUAAAAAAACAACUCUGUAAUUCAGGAGGUAUUCCCUUUAUAUUUGUGUAUGACAUGUAAUUAAAGUUAGUGGUUGAUAUUGUUACAUGCUUUGUUGUUCAAACUGGAAAAAAGAGAUCUGUACAGGAAAACAGAUAACUCUUUCAUAGUCAACCCAUAUAUUCUCGGUUUUGAAAUGAAAAGAAAAAAAUAUGGAUGUUCCGCACAAAAUCUAUGAAGACGGAUGAAACAAGUCAAUGUCUUGCUACAAUUCAGUAAUAUCGAUCCUAAACGUCAAGGUAUACAUAUUUUACUAUUUUACAGUCAAAACCUGCACUUAAAUUAUCAAAAUGCAAGUCGAAUUAAAAAUUUUACAAAAGUGCCUGUUUAGAAUGUUUAUAUCUGAAGGUUUUCCAAAACAAAUGAAUAGCGACUACAUUUUCGUCUUUAAAAAAAUAAGGCACAAAUUAUAGCUUUUGAUAAAAGUAUUACAUAAUUUUCUUAAAGAUCAGUGAAUCUUUUGCUUGGCAGGUAUUACUUGUAGUUUUUUAAAACUUCUAUUGUAAAUAUGUCUUAUAAAAAAAAAAUAGAAAAAGUAGAGCAGUUCGUCUAAUUUUUGAUUUUCUAUUGAUUAAACAGUAAAAAAUUCAGCUCCUUCCCAAGCAUGACAAACAUGCGUGUAAUCUCAGUUACGGAUAUGAUUUUUUACAGUUACCAAAAUCAUCUUUAUUUUAGAACCAUUUACUUCAUCACUAAUUUAAUACCUCUACGCAACAAACUUUAUCAAGUUUUGUUUCCGAUUAAGAUAUACGAUGGACGCCGCUAGACACAAAAAAAAUCCAAAAUGCUGGUUUCUUAUUUUUACAAAUUUAAAGAAAAUUAUGUUUGCCAUAUUUUUCGUCUACUUUCUCAGCAGUUACGGGCGUCAGUUAAAAAAAUACAACAGUGUCUCUGAUAAUUAAAAAUCAUUUUAAAACGUAGAUAUUGUUUUCAUAUUUGUUAUAUCUUACUUAUGCCACCAGUUUCUGAAGAGCACGAUAAACCUAAGUAUCCAGAUUACAUAAACAGAUCAGCACGGCUCGAUUCAUUUAGAAAUUGGCCGAUACAUCUGACACAGUCUCCGGAAGAAAUGGCCUCAGCGGGGUUCUUCUUCACAGAUGCAGCAGAUAUUUGUCGGUGCUAUUUCUGUGGAGGUGGAUUAAAAAACUGGGAACCAGAUGACCAGCCCUGGAUAGAACAUGCCCACUGGUAUCCAGACUGUCCUUUUGUGCGACAGUGCAAAGGAGAUGACUUUAAAAAUAUUCAAAUGAACAGAAAUUUACUCAUUGCAAUCACUGAUGAAAACGAUCGACAUCUAGAUUUGACAAGUGACACCAUACAUUCUGUAACAAAGAAUACUGAUUUCAACAGUCACUCAGCUAUCAAGUUGGUCUUAGAAAUAGGAUUUGAAAAAUGUUUGGUAAAGAAAGCUUACGAUUUACUGCAAAUAGCAGGGCAGACAGAGAUUAAUGCAACAGAACUUAUUGAAGCCAUAUUCCAAAUAGAGAGAAAUGAAACAGAAAAUGGGUAUGCCACUUCAGGGGCCACACUCAGUUCAGAGGAAAAUUUUUCACGACACUUCCAAGAAACAUCAGCCAGAAGUUUGAAAGAAGAAAAUCAGAAUCUGAGAGAUCUUCAAACAUGCAAGAUAUGUCUAGAGGAACAAAUAUCUAUUGCAUUUCUACCUUGUGGUCAUCUUGCUUGCUGUGAAAACUGUGCGCCUGCGCUUAGAAAAUGUCCAAUAUGUAGAGCAUCUAUUAAGGGGACUGUAAAAACUUAUUUGAGUUAGGAAAGGGACGUCUUAAACAAUUUGGGACUCUUUACAAAUGUGUCAAAUAAAUGAAAAAUGUAAAUACCGCCAAAAUAUUGAAUACAAACAGAAGAGAUGUCCUAUACGGGUCAACCCAAACGCAACAAAGUGAAUGAGAGUGCAUGUAUUGAGGAGAGAAUGUUACAAAUAACUUUAAUGAAUCGAACUUUGACAAAUCUAGUAUCAAAAGUAGUUGAAAUGAAUACGAGAGUUGUUGACGUCGAAUAUACAAUUAAAAACUUCAAAAGCAGAUGUGAUGCGAGUGAUGAACAAAUGUCUCAUUUAAGAAAGGAGAAUACCGAUCUAAAAAGAGAAGCUAAAACAAAUUAAGACUCAUGCUAAUAACAAUCUAAAAGGAAUUAGCGACGCCAUGGACGAUUUUGAGCUAAAUCACGAGAACAAUAUUAAAGACGUAAAGAUAGUUGAAUUGUCCACCCGAUAAGACUUAGCAACACGUGAUCUUACAGAUUACACUUCGGAGCUUAGACGACAAGAAAUAAAGACAGUCUUUAAUGACGCAAAGUUAUAAAAUGACAUACUACCCAGUCCCAUUAUCAAACUGCAGUUUGGAAUUUAAUGGUUUGUUUGAAACCGAAGGAUAAAACACUGACGAAGUGAUUUGAAUGGUUUUACACUAGUCAUUUUUGGGGCCCUUUAUAGCUUGCUGUUCGGUGUAAGCCAAGGCUCCGUGUUGAAUGCCGUACUUUGACCCAUAAUGGUUUACUUUUACAAAUUGUGACUUGGAUGGAGAGUUGUCUCAUUGGCACUCGUACCACAUCUUCUUACAUAUAUAUGUUAAAUGUUGAAGAUAAUUUAAUAAAACCAAUAGGACAGCAAACACAAGCAAGCGCUUCUGUAAUUAGUCACCCAAUCUCGUGUAUUCCACCAUUGCCAUCUUUCACAUCAGGUGUCAUGAACAAUGCCGUAUAACCAGUUCAUACCAGCAUAUUUCCAACAGACAGUAGACAGUUACCUAAACCCGAGAAUUGUAACGCAAAUGCACAGAGGGGUUGUACAUGUGUACUGUUCCUGUGACUUUUAGCUCUGUUAACUAACGCUAAUUAAGAAUUCAUUGUAUUUGGCAUGUCAUGUAAACGAAAAAUUGGGAAAUUCCAUUUUGAAUAAUGAAUAUGUAGAUUUUACUUCUUAACUGCCACAAACUCAAUCAAAUAAAGAAAUACAUGACAUUACCGCUAGUAUCAAAUUAAUGACAACCUCUAAUUCAAAACCAAACACAAUUUCAAACAUGUACCAGUGAAAUGAUUUAUUUGAUAUAUUGUUAUGCAUUCAUCUGACUUAGUACACAAAUUUGAUGUUAGAUCUAAUCAAAUAUGGCAAUGAUAUGAGAAUACUUGGUUAUGAGAGUGGAUUUCAGGAGUAUAGUUUUAUUAAGAAGAAUAAAGAAUGCUAGGAGUAGUUCAUAGGUCAGAUUGGGCCAUAUUACACGAUGAGUUAUACCGAUUGGGUACGGCCAUAAAACAUUCAAGCAACAAGCCUCAACAUUAUCAGUUGAUUCGAAAAAUAGCAGGUCGAACAGAAACCAAGCAAAUACACAAAAGGAUUGUGUUGAAAAUACUGCGAAAGUGGUGUGUGUGCUUCCAAAAUGUGCAAACCUUAAACACCAAUGUGCUCACUUAGGACAGAAACAUGCUACAGAGAUCGUAAUAAACGAUCAUCAGGUACAGUAUUUAAUAAAAACUAAUUUUCCAACUCCAGAUAAAAUGAAUUUUUUUGGUACAUACUUACAGUUUUAUAUUCCGGAACUAGAAGAAUUUUUAAUAUAAGGAUUUUCAGUAGGCUUAAGGUUAGGUGCUACUACUGGUGUCAAAAUAUCGUUUCUGACAUGUAAGAAUCAUCAGAGUGCUUUGAAUCAAUCUGAAAUUGUCAGGGAAAAAAUAGAAAAGGAAAUUAAGAAAGUGUGGUUUAUUCGCCCCCCUUUCCUCAUUUAAAUUUUUUCCCCGUUCCGUCUUGUACUGAAGAUAGAAUUGGGUCAAUAUCAUAUCAUACAUGAUGAUUUGUUGUUUCCUAAAGGCAACUCUGUCAAUUUGUCCAUUCCUUCUGAAUAUACUUCAGUAUCUUAUGUCAACAUAGAAAAUGUCAUAAAGUCAGUUCAAAAGGUCAUAAAGCCCUGAUGUCACGAACGAACGUCGAAAUGCAUUGCGUUUAUUGUCCAUCUAUCCAAAAGAUGAUCAUUUAAUAGGCUUUACAUGGAAUGAACAAUACUAUUGUGAUACUUGUCUCCUAAAUGUGUCGGUCUUCAUCGUGUCAGAUGAUUUUGUUUUAUCAUUAAAGCAAAUAGUACUGCUUGUGAAUAGGCCUUGAACUCGUUUUUGAAGAUAUGUAAGAAUUGAAGUGACCAUGAAAAAAACGGUUACCUACUACAGUUUUAACCAUUGAUGAGAUCGAAAUUGAUUCUAAUGAAAUGAUAGCAAUGUUCCCAUCAGAAAAAAUCGAAAAUAGUACGUUGAAAGGUACGUCUUUGACCAUGACAUAUUAUAAACAAAGUGAUCUGCAUCCUAAAACCAUUUAUAUCCCGAUUUGUGCAGAAAAUAUGGCGUGUGCAAUUACAGCUGUCCUUACAUAAUUGUUACAGUUUGGUCAUACAAAUGGAUCUUUGUUCCUAUUUAAGUCUGGAGCACUAGUAACACGCUUUUAUUUUACAAACUCUUUAAAAUCGGCUUUGUCGUUCAUUGCUUUAGACACUAGGUACUAUAAAGCAAACAGUUUCAGGAAAGGGGCUGUGACUUCUGCUGCAGCUAGAGAAAUUCCCCUCUCCGUGAUUCAAGGUAGGGGCAGAUAGAAGUCGAAUGCGUUUAUGAAAUAUAUCUGGAUGUAAAAUUUUAAAGGGGCAUUAGCUACGAGAUAUAGAAAAAAAAUUCUGAUUUGUUUUUGUUCAAUCAUUAAUUAAAGUGAAAUAGUGAUAUAAUAAUUCGGUUUUAGCAGGCAGUUUAGUUCAGUUUUGUCAAAAUAAGCAAAGAAAUAUCACUAAUGAAUUAUUCACUGGCCAGUGAAUAAUUUGACCUCAUUUAAUCCGUACUCAUGUGAACUUCAAUUGAACGCCUUAGCUAGAGAUGGGUUACGCAUGAACUAGGCGUGUUCAGCUAUUAGAAAGAAAAGAAUGUCAACAUUGGAAGUGAAACAAGGGUAAACCAUUUGGUUGACUGAUUCGAUCUACAAAAACUCAUUCUUAUACAUGUAAAAACGAUUAUUAACAUAUUUUCAAAACCAAUAACAUGAAAUCAAACACAGACCUAUAAAAUUCCAAUUGCACGAGUUCGCUAUCUAUGUAUAUCUAUGUUUAUGUUUAUAUCGGGUUGAAUGAUCGUCGGCAGUCUUCGGAGGUCACCUCGAUGGUUAAUCAGAUGGCGUCUAAACUAAAAUUAUUUUGUAUUACCCUUAGAAGUUAUUGUAUAUAUGUAUAUAUGUUUUUAGUGAAGCAGAUUUUUCUCCACCUUUUCUAUUCUUUGUCAUUUUUUCAAUUGAUAUGAUUUUAGUUGAUGUAAUUUCGUAUUGAUUAUGAAUUAUAAUUGCAUAUUAAUCAUGAACUUUUAUGUUAAAUGUUUAUUUGCAAAUUGUAUUUUAUUUGCAUUUUAUGAUUUUGAAUAAAUUACCUUAAUUCGUCAA